UCGCAAUUGACCUUGGGCUCUUUCCUCCCAAACUUUCAUCCUUGCGACGAACAGCUUCGACGCCAGACAACUCGACAACGCCAAAGCUGACCCCGAAUACGCCCCCUAGCUGCCGCACUGGUCUUCUCAAAUAAUCUCCUUUCUGCGCGCACCCCAGGGCGGUGUAACCAGGCCUCGAGAUGUUCUCAGUCUUGCGCCGGAGGGGCGCCGCCUCCCUCCCACGCGCAAAUACAACGUCGCGAGGAUCCGCUGCCGUCCCUUCAAGCCUCUCAUGCCUCUGUCGUAAUCCUCUUCUCGAUGGCUGGCGCCCACUUCCCGCGUCCGCAUCUCGACUCGCCUCUACUUCAACCAGCGACAAUAAGCAGACCGACAGCCAAGCCAGCGCCUCUGAUGCCUCGUCACAAAGCACGCGUUCACUCGUAAACGAACAGACACUAGACUGGGAAGAUAAGGUCGACUACCAACAUGUGGACAAGUUCAGCGAUCUGCCGUACCGGCACCUGGGGUACAACCAGCAUAUGAUCAUCAACGCCGAGUUCAAAAAGGCUCUGGGAGAUAUUGUGAAGUCUUUCCAGGCGCCCAUCAUCUACGCGUUUGCCUACGGAUCAGGGGUCUUCCCCCAGUCAAAACUGCUCGGCCGCACCCCAAGCGACGAGCUCGUUCACUCGGUGCACCCCGACCCCGACCCGGCCAUCGUGCGCGCACAGGGGGAGAAGCCCAAGAUGAUCGACUUCAUCUUCGGAGUGUCCCAUACGCAGCACUGGCACUCGCUCAACAUACGGCAGAACCGCCACCACUACAGCGGCCUUGCCAGCCUUGGCUCCGGCCUCGUGAGCAGGGUCCAGGAUCGGUACGGGGCGGGCGUCUAUUUUAACCCCUACGUUCAAGUCGAGGGCGUCCUCGUCAAGUACGGCGUUGUGAAUAUCGACACCCUCUGCCGUGAUUUGCUCGAGUGGGACACGCUGUAUCUUGCUGGGAGGCUGCACAAGCCGGUCAAGAUUAUUCGAGACAACGCGCGCGUCCGCAUCGCCAACCAGACGAACCUGCUUGCCGCCAUCCGUACCGCCCUUCUGAUGCUGCCAGAGGAGUUCACGGAGCGCGAGCUCUAUUCGACCAUCGCUGGGCUCAGCUACCUGGGCGACCCGCGCAUGCGUUUCCCGACGGAGAACCCGCGAAAGGUGGCCAACAUUGUGGGCCACAAUGCCAUCCAUUUCCGGAAUCUCUACGCGCCGCUUGUGCAGGUGCUUCCCAACGUCGACUUUGCCGAGGUCGAGGACCCCAGCUCCGCGCCGCCCGAGCAUGAUCUGGUUCUCCGCCAAACCAUGUCGGACGCGACGAGGGGCAACAUGGUGCGACGGCUGCCGCGGCAGUUCCGGUCGCGGGUGUACUUUGAGUACCAAAAGAAGUGGCAGAUCUCGCGCGCCGACUUUGAUCAUAUGACGGAGAACCUGCAGACCGAAGAGGGUGGCAUCUCCUUUGGCGCCAGGACGGGCGGUGAAUUCGACCAGCGGAUCGCCAAGGGGAACGCGGCCGUGCGGCGGGAAAUUCUGCGCGAGGCAAUCGAAAAAACGACUUCCUGGCCGAGCACCGUCCAGGCUAUCAAGGGUGUUGCCAUGUCCGGGGUGUCCCGCUCUAUGCGGUACCUCGGCGAGAAGAUGGACAAGUAUCGGGAGGGCAAGAAGCAAGGCCCUCCCGAGCAUUCCGGAGAUGCCAACCCGGAUGACGACGCCGGCGGUCGCAAGAUAGAAGGGGGGUCGAGUGCUGAGGCGUUUAUUCCCAAAGCCAACGAAAAGACGAACAGCAGCGAUGACAAGCCCAAAGCACCAUGAUCAUCCUCUUUUGGUUUCAUUUCCUUCAUCUUCUACCCAUCAGGCGUUCAUACUACUUCUUGUUUUCGCUUUGGACAUAGAAUAGACAAGCGGCAACUGCAUAUCAGUGGAGUUUGGGAUUGAACUUAUAAUUAUGAUUCUUUUGGCACCCCGCCUCCUUGUCGGCUGCGGAUUCCGGCCUUCUGUUUUGCUUCCACGGAUUUUGUAUUUCUUUCAGCCUGCAUCUGGACCCACGCCCGUGCUCCUGCGGCACUCGUGGGUUUCAGCACCCCAACGCUCAUCGAAUUCACAGCUCUCGUGGAGCUUUGGUCUCGGACUGCACGAUAUGAACCUGUCUUUUGGGGUCCAAUCCUAGAUGUCUCUACUGGCUUCCAAGUCGGACCUCCCUAUCCGAUGUGCCUUGAUUAGCCGGACCCAAAAUUGGGAUGGUUCUGAAGUGGGCUAGAAAACCUGUGUCCGUGCUACUGAUCGUCUAGUCUAAUGAGCAGGAGCCUAGGUACGUACCUACCUGGGUAGGUAUUUCAUCCAUCCAUUCUUGCCUGCCUUGAGGGGGGUAUCAGGGAAAUUGCGU
Gaeumannomyces tritici R3-111a-1 is the source of this 2400-nucleotide messenger RNA. RefSeq names its product mitochondrial import protein mmp37. The record is from RefSeq and is a predicted model, not a curated record. The transcript has 2 exons. Lineage: Eukaryota; Fungi; Ascomycota; Sordariomycetes; Magnaporthales; Magnaporthaceae. Gene Ontology annotation, biological process: cardiolipin biosynthetic process; CDP-diacylglycerol biosynthetic process. Gene Ontology annotation, cellular component: mitochondrion. Bases 180 to 1829 code for a protein of 549 amino acids. Gene Ontology annotation, molecular function: phosphatidate cytidylyltransferase activity.